AUGUUCAAGUGUUUUCCAUUACCAUUUUGUAAUCGAAAUUUAGAACAAAUUGAUAAACGUCAUUGUAAUUUAACAUCAGUACCAGAUGAUGUUCUUCGUUAUGCACGUACAUUAGAAGAAUUAUUACUUGAUGCCAAUCAACUUCAAGAUUUACCAAAGGGUGUUUAUCGUUUGACACAAUUACGACGUUUAACAAUUAGUGAUAAUGAAAUUCAACGUUUAUUACCUGAAAUUGGACAAUUAAUUAAUCUUGAAGAACUUGAUUGUUCUAGAAAUGACAUAGCCGAAAUUCCAGAAAAUAUUCGUCAUUGUCGAUCAUUACAAAGAUUUGAUUUUAGUGGUAAUCCAUUGGCAAAUAAUCUGCCAUCUGGUAUUAUUCAUCUUCAUCAAUUAAAUCAAUUAACAUUAAAUGAUGUUUCACUUGCCGAAUUACCAAAAGAAAUCGGCAGUCUGUCGAAUAUACGUGUUCUUGAAGUUCGAGAAAAUUUGCUCAAAAUUUUACCUGAAUCACUUGUACAAUUAGCAAAACUUGAAUCACUUGAUUUAGGUUCAAAUGUUAUUGAACAACUUCCACAUAAUAUUGGUAAUUUACAAUCAUUAAGAGAAUUAUGGUUAGAUUCAAAUGAAUUAAUACAAUUACCAAAUGAUGUUGGACAAUUAAAACGUUUACAAUGUUUAGAUGUAUCAGAAAAUAAAUUAACUUAUUUACCAAAUGAAAUUGGUAAUUUAGAAUCAUUGACAAAUUUUGAAUUAUCAUCAAAUCAAAUUGAACAAUUACCAAUAACAAUUGGUAAACUUCAACAACGUUUAUUAAUAUUAAAAAUUAAUUCAAAUAAUUUAAGUAAGUUAUGUGAUGAAAUUGGACAAUGUUUGGCAUUAACGGAAUUAAUAUUAACUGAAAAUACAUUAAAUGAAUUACCAAAAUCAAUUGGAAAUUUAAAAAAAUUAUCAAAUUUAAAUAUUGAUCGAAAUCAAAUAACAUAUUUACCUAUUGAAAUUGCUGAAUGUGAAUCAUUAGGUAUGCUUAGUUUACGUGAUAAUCGUUUAGCACAAAUUCCAUCAGAAUUAUCAAAAUUAAAACAUUUACAUGUACUUGAUUUAUCAGGAAAUCGUUUAUUAAAUUUACCAUGUACAUUACUUCAAUGUGAUUUAAAAGCAAUAUGGUUAGCAGAAAAUCAAGCACAACCAAUGUUAAAAUUUGCAACAGAUAUUGAUGUAAAUACCGGUGAAAGCGUUCUCACCUGUUAUUUACUUCCACAACAACAAUAUGUAUCAUCAUCAAUGGGUAUGUUUGAUAUUUAA
This is a messenger RNA of Rotaria sp. Silwood2, 1302 nucleotides long. NCBI's taxonomy places the organism in Eukaryota, Metazoa, Rotifera, Eurotatoria, Philodinida, Philodinidae. The record is from the annotation of a GenBank genome assembly.